AUGGCCCUCCAGUCCGUGGUGCCUGGUCCAAGCUCUCUCGUCCAUGAGCCUGACCUCGGCGGCCACGGACACCCCGACGUCCUACCGCUCCUUUCAGAUCUGUUGUCUAUGAAAUCCCCUCCAUCUUCCCCUGAUCACGGCACGUCUAAUGGACCGGAGAAUGACAAGAUACGUGCAGCUUUGCAGCGAAUGGAUUCUCGCGAAACCGAUACCUUCCAGAUCUUCCCUAUGGACGUUGACAGCAAUCCCUCUCUAGUAACAGCAUAUAACGCGAACGACCGGGAAACCGGGUCCGACAUUCAACGUAGCUCACCGAUAUUGAUGGGUGGGCCUAUGAAAGAAAAUGUGCCGUGCGACGUCGAAAGUCGAAAGUCUACAACCACAUCAAAGCUGAACGAGCACUUCCCGAGCGCAAUGAAUGAAAUCCUUACUGGUCCGGAAUAUACAGGGUCUCCUGAUCCUGAAUCCGUUCACAAGCCGCCUAAACCACCCAAGCCGGCUUUCCUAUCUGAGUUGGAACUUCCUACUACAUAUGCGUCCGGUGAUGUCCAGCCAUCUGUUUUGGGACCCGAAGCGAUGCACCAGGGAAAGAAACCAGCAGCCACCGGCCCUCAAAGUUUAGCAUCACGGGAGGGUGCAAGGGCUCCUCUACGUCUGCUCAAUCGGUCGAUGGGACGCUUGCAGGGGCAUGACGCACCGAAACAGAUCAGAAAACCCGGCAUCAACCCGAGGCCCCUAUCAUGGCGGAUUCUUUCACGGCCACUAGCAGACCCGAAUACAAGGAUAUACGUGAAAGACGAGCCGAAAAUGCCAUUGCUCGCGCCUUCUCCGAUGGCUGUUGGGUCGCCCCUUCGCCACAACUUCGAAUCACCUGACACUAAAGGAGGUGACAGUAUUCCGCUCCCGGUCCCUGAUGGUUCCCGUCAAGAUCAGCCACAAGGACAGCGCUUUUUUGGCGAGUUAUUGACUUCGUAUAUUCGUAAGCCUUUUCAAGCGAUCUGGCUCCGGACCCAGCAAGAUGAAUGUGCUAUCGUCAGCUUGCUGGUUGGGCAGCGUUCCGAGCAGCAUUUGCUAUCUCAAUCAAAGUCGUGCUCGUUUCAUGUGCAUGUCAACUGGCCUAUUGCGAAGGCGUAUGCCAAAAGUCGGGAUGAUAAGAUAGAGGAUACUUUUGUUUCUUACAGCUCCACCGCGCAUCUUGUUAAGGUUGAAUUCAUCGUCCCGAUUAUCUUCUUACAAAUCAUCUGCUCACUGAAAGCUGGUUUCCGCAGGGUCAUAACCUCUCCAGCUUCAAGUGCAGUUGUUGGCCUGCUUCAAGUUUUUCUUCGCUUCGCUGCAGUGGUCUUACUCUUUUUCUUGGGCAAGCUCGGUGUCAGUGUUUCUAUUCGACGGAGGGGGUCUCACAAUGUCUGA
Molecule: messenger RNA, 1410 nt
Organism: Aspergillus homomorphus CBS 101889
Lineage: Eukaryota; Fungi; Ascomycota; Eurotiomycetes; Eurotiales; Aspergillaceae
Exons: 1
Coding region: 1-1410 (469 amino acids)
Source: RefSeq, a predicted model, not a curated record